Lactuca virosa is the source of this 2430-nucleotide messenger RNA. The record is from the annotation of a GenBank genome assembly. Lineage: Eukaryota; Viridiplantae; Streptophyta; Magnoliopsida; Asterales; Asteraceae.
AUGGGAGCUUCUUCUAAGCAGGAUCGAUUGAAGGAUGUGAAGGUUAAGCCUCCUGAUAAAGGUGUGGUGGGUCGAUUUGUGCGAACUGAGGUUGAUUUAAGCGAUGUUAUUCCUCCUGGGGUUGUUGAUCAGUCUUCGGCUACUAUCUAUCGUACUCGACGAAAACCAAGUGCUACUGGAGCUGUUGUGUCGGGUAUUGGGAAAGCGGAGUGGAAAUUGGAGGGUUUGCAUAAAGCUAGGAAACCUAAUCGGGGCGAUUCUCUUCUCAGAACUCCCAUGGAUGCUGAGGAUUACUAUGUGGAUGAUGUUACAGAAGAAGAAAGGGAGGAUGCUUCGGAAUCUGAUGGUGUGUGGGAAUCCGAUUCUAGUGCUUCUAGGGUUGCUUGUCAAGCUUCGAUCAAGAGUUCUAGUUCCAAUGUUAUGGAUGAAGUGACCAAGGUUUUGCCUCCGAUCAUUCUAGAGGAUUCUAUUCCUUCAGGUAACACUGCAAAUUUAUCUAAGAAUUGGGAAAUUCCUAAGGAUGCGGUUGUGUUUUCUAGCCCUAAUUCUGAUGUUAAUCAUGUGAAGAGUCAUAUGAUUAAUGUUAGUCCUCCUAUUGCUGUUAGUAUUGAUUCUUCACCUGAGAUGAAUAAGAAUGGUGUUCAGGUUGAGGUUAUUGGUAUUUCUAUAAAGAGUAAGGAGAUGAAUGAAGAGGAAAAAGGGACGGAUGAUACAGAGAAUGAGUUUAUACCUGAUGAUAGUGGUAAUUUGGUGGUUGAUUCUGAUGUUGAUUUGAGUAAAGAAGAAGGGGAGAUCAAGGAUAAUAAUCCACAGAAUUUAAGCUCUGAUAUGCAUUUGUCUUUGAAGAAUACUGCCACGGUUAUUAAUAGCAUCAACCUGGAGCCUUCUAUUCUAGGUGAUGCUAGUAAGGGAAGGCAGGAUAUGGAUGCUUCUAAUUAUGAAGGAGAGAAAAUUUUGAUUGAUGUUAAGGAUAAAGUUGAUUCUGGUCAGAAGAUAUCAUAUGCUGGAGCUCUAAAUGGUAGAACUCAUAAAGGGAAGUUGCAAGUUAAGUUUAUUCCUCCGACUGAUGGAUCUGAUGAGGGGCCUGUUGUUUUGCCAAUUGAUAAUCUGAAGAAGGCUAGUAUUCCUUUUAUGAAUACCUUGUAUGGUUAUUUGCUUGACAAGAAGAUUGGGUUUCCAGUGAUUAGUGCAGAAGUUAGGAAAAUGUGGAAGAAUAUGGGUCUUGAAGAUGUUUUCAUGAAUAGUAAAGGUUUCUUAUUCUUUAAAUUCAACUCAGAACAAGGAAUGAGGCAGAUAUUAGAUAAUAGCCCUUGGAUUAUUCUCAAUAAAUAUUCCUUGUUUAUUCAGCGGUGGCGACCGGGGUUGGCUCUCACUAAGGAAUCCCAUAAAAGUGUUCCUGUUUGGAUCAAGAUUUUUGAUCUUCCAUUGGAAGCGUGGAGUGCUGAGAAUCUUUGCAUCAUUGCUAGUAAGAUUGGUAUUGCUUUGGCUUUUGAUUCUUUCACAGAAGAUAUGUGUAUUGAGCAUAAGGGGAGAAGUGCUUAUGCGAGGAUCCUAGUUGAUAUGUCGGCUGAUAAAAAGUGGAAAGAUAGUAUUGAUGUUGGUACUUGGGAUUUUGAUUUGGAUAAAGCUGUUAUUCAAAAUUUUGUUGUUGAAUAUGCGUGGCGACCUUCGCGUUGUUCCUCCUGUAAAGUAUAUGGGCAUGAUGAUUCUAUAUGUUUGAAUGUUAUAAAUGGGAAAAAUGUUGCUGUCAAGAGUGAUAUUCAGGAUGUGAUUGAUAAAGAUGGUGAGGGGUACACUAUGGUCACGAAAAAAGCUGGAAAUGCAGGGACUGCUGCUGUGAAGGGGUACGGUACAGGAAGCUAUAAUAGUUGUAAUAAGGGUAAUAAAGGCUGGAAUAACAGAAGUCAUAGUGGGAAUUGGAAUAGGGGGAGUGUUAGCCAUUGGAAUCAUCAAAAGAACCAGGAGUUUGUUGCUGCUAAUAAUAAACCUUUCAUUGUAGAUAAGCAGGGGCAUAAUGGGAAAGAGAGUGUGGAUUCUGGGAAAAAAGAGGAAAAAGUGGAGAAGGGAAAGGGUAUGAAGGGUAGCCAAAAGGAGAACAAUUUUGUUAAUACAGUGAAUCGGUUUGCUGUUUUAAGUGAUAUUACUAAUGAAAUUGUGGACAGGUUAGAGGAUGAUUUUAUGAGCCAGCGAGUUGAUUCUUCUAAGUCUGAUUCUGGUGGGCUGGAAAAUUCAAUUCAUAUUGAUCCAGGUCCGAGUUAUGUUAAUUCUCAUGGGGUUAAUUAUGUUAUUAACUCCAAAGGAGAUUCUAAAAUGAAGAAGUUACCCUCUGAAGUUAGUAAUAAGAAGUUGGAGGGUGAGGGAAUGGAAUGUUCUAAUCAGGUUCGUGAUGGGAUUAGUCCAAAAAAUAUGGUUAUCUCUCAUGAUGUGUGA